Pollicipes pollicipes is the source of this 2305-nucleotide messenger RNA. Its product is annotated as transmembrane protein 184C. The coding region runs from base 127 to 1317 and encodes 396 amino acids. The transcript is spliced from 8 exons. The record is from RefSeq and is a predicted model, not a curated record. Lineage: Eukaryota; Metazoa; Arthropoda; Thecostraca; Pollicipedomorpha; Pollicipedidae.
CUUGAAGGCAACGAUUUGGGCUUUCGUGUGUUUCAAAUCCUGGAUGCAUCUUAGUAAAUGUGGGUGCCUAUCCUGUUAUUCUGACUCUCCAAUCUGGCACUUGAUCUUCAGAUCAGAUUGAGAACAAUGCCGUUGGUGCUGCGAUCAUGGCGCCAGUGGAUCCAGCCAGUAGUGAUGCUGCUGUAUGGCAUCAUCCUGGUGAUCUGCCUGCCGGUACUGGUGGUUUACAUGGAGCACGCCGGCACACGCAUCAAGUUCGAGGCAUGGCUGAUCGGCAGCGUGUUCGCCUUUCUCACGCUCCCCAUCGCGCUCUGGGAGAUCAUCAUGCACCUGGUCAACUACACCAAGCCGCCGCUGCAGCAGCGCAUCAUCCGCAUUCUGUGGAUGGUGCCCGUGUACACGCUGAAUGCCUGGAUGGGCCUCACCUUCCCACACUACACCAUCUACUUCGACCUGGGCCGGGAGUGCUACGAGGCCUACGUCAUCUACAACUUCAUGAUGUACCUGCUGAUCACGCUAAACGAGCACAUGGACCUGGAGUCGGUGCUGGCCACGCGCCCGGACCUGGCGCACAUCUGCCCCUUCUGCUGCCUGCGACCGUGGCGCAUGGGACGGGAGCUGGUCCAGCGGUGCAAGCACUUCAUCUUACAGUACACGGUGGUCAGGCCGGUCACCUCCUGCAUUGCAUUCGUGGCCAGCCUGUUCGGCGCGUACGGCGAGGGCACCUUCGAGCCGGACAGGCUGUUCCUGUACGUGGCGCUGGUGAACAACAUCAGCCAGCUUCUGGCCAUGUACUCGCUGGUGCUCUUCUACCGGGCCACCCGCGAGUUCCUCAAGCCGGUCAGGCCGCUGGCCAAAUUCUUAGUCAUCAAGUGCGUCGUCUUCUUCUCGUUCUUCCAGGAGUUCAUCAUCAGCGUGCUGGUGUACGCCGGCGUCAUCUCCACCUGGUUCGGUGUGCAGGACGCUAGCGACGUACACGUCAUCUCUGAGAGCAUUCAGAACUUCCUGAUCUGCAUUGAGAUGCUGCUGGCGGCGAUGGCGCAUAUGUACGCCUUCAGCCACGUGCCGUACCGCGACCCGGACGUGUACCAGGGCGACUGCUGCGCCGCCUUCCGCAACAUGUGGGACGUCAGCGACGUCAGCCAGGACGUCAAGGAACACUUCAGCGUCGUCGGCAGCUCGGUGGCGCGCCGGCUGUCCCGACGGCCGGCGCGCCACGCCUCGGGCGAGCGCGCCCCGCUCCUGGACGAGUCAGCCCCGGACGAGGAGGAGGCCCAGGCCGCCGGCGGCGCGCCCUACACCGAGCUCGACCGCUAACGUCCGACAGGGUCGCCGGGGUCUGGACCGAGCCUAGCGCAGCCGCCACUCAGCUCCGGCGGCUGACCGUCCGUGGCGGCGAGCCUUCUUCGAUGCGCCGUAGGAUGUCUGGCGGCGACCUGUCUCCGAUCCGCCUGAGAAUGUCUGGCGGCGAGCCUUUCCCGAUCCGCCGAGGAUGUCCGGCGGCGAGCUGUCUCCGUUCCUCCUGAGGAUGUCUGGCGGCGAGCCUUUUCCGAUCCGCCGAGGAUGUCCGGCGGCGAGCUGUCUCCGAUCCGCCUGAGGAUGUCUGGCGGCGAGCCUUUUCCGAUCCGCCGAGGAUGUCCGGCGGCGAGCUGUCUCCGAUCUGCCUGAGGAUGCCUGGUGGUGAGCUUUCUCCGAUCUGCCGAGGAUGUCCGGCGGCGAGCUGUCUCCGACCUGCCUGAGGAUGCCUGGUGGUGAUCUUUCUCUUAUCUGCCGAGGAUGUCCGGCGGCGAGCUGUCUCCGAUCCGCCCGAGGCUGUCUGGCGGCGAGCCUUCUCCGAUCCGCCCGAGGAUGUCCGGCGGCGAGCCUUCUCCGAUCCACUCGAGGAUGUCUGACCGAUGGUGAACAAGCGACUCUGGGACGUGGAGUGUAACUUGUGUCAAUGAGGUGGGACACAACUUGGGGGGGGGGGGGGGCGCUCCGCUAUGUAACCGUAUGCUGGUAUUAUGGAGAAAAUUUACAUUUACGCGUUUACUUUCACUGUACAACCACGUGGACCUUGAAUAAGCACCAAUGUUAUGUAGAAGGCUGCACCUGGGGUGCGCUGCAGAUUAGACAAGCACUAGUGUGUUAUCUUAGCGACCUACGGUGUAGUGAGAGACUAGUUAACCCGAAUGUAACACGAGUUGCGAUUGCGCAGUCGUGUUAUGUUCUUCGCUCGUUAUUAGGCCUGUGAUGGGCAGACAGGGCAUGACAUUCCAUAUGUGUUGAAGUGGACCGAAAAGCCAAAAAUGUGGCUUUAUCGUGG